Messenger RNA from Abrus precatorius (Indian licorice), 1467 nucleotides. Its product is annotated as beta-amyrin 11-oxidase-like. Gene Ontology annotation, cellular component: endoplasmic reticulum. Bases 1 to 1467 code for a protein of 488 amino acids. Gene Ontology annotation, molecular function: ent-kaurenoic acid monooxygenase activity; heme binding; iron ion binding. Gene Ontology annotation, biological process: multicellular organism development; sterol metabolic process; brassinosteroid homeostasis. Lineage: Eukaryota; Viridiplantae; Streptophyta; Magnoliopsida; Fabales; Fabaceae. The record is from RefSeq and is a predicted model, not a curated record. The transcript has 8 exons.
AUGGAAUUGAAUUGGGUUUGGAAGAGUGCUGCCACUUUGUUUGCAUGCUACAUUUUUGUAUGUAAAUUUUUGAGGGGGUUGAAUUGGUGGUAUUAUGAUCUAAAAUUCAGAAACAAACAGUACCCACUGCCUCCUGGUGAUAUGGGAUGGCCUCUUUUUGGCAAUAUGUUGACAUUCCUCAAGGACUUCUCAUCUGGUCAUCCAGAUUCACUCAUCAACAACCUUGUUUCCAAAUAUGGAGGAGAUGGUAUUUACAAGAGUCACCUAUUUGAGAAACCAUGCAUCAUUGUUACUACAUCCGAGAUGUGCAAGCGAGUAUUGACAGAUGAUGAGAAUUUUAGGCCUGGGUAUCCAACAGCAUUGAAAGAGCUACUACCAAGUAGACCCUUGAAUGAUGUGUCUGGUGUCGAACAUAGGCGUUUUAGGCGCCUAGUAACUGCUCCUAUUAUGGGUCACAGUACGUUAGAAAUGUACGUAGAGCGUAUCGAGAACAUUGUGGUCAAUGCAUUAGAAGAAAUUUCCAGCAUGAAAGAUCCUGUUGAGCUCUUGCCAGAGUUGAAGAAAAUAUCAUUUCAAGUCAUCGUUAACGUUUUCUUGGGCUCUAAAAAUCAGGACAUCCUUGAGAAAAUAGGAAAUCUGUUUUCUAUUAUGUUUGAUGCCGUUUUAUCUGUCCCCGUUAAUGCACCCGGUUUUGCUUUUCACAAAGCACUCAAGGCACGUAAGAAGCUGGCUAAAGUAGUUCGAUGUGUUGUGGACGAAAGGAGGAUGAUGAUAAAAAGUGGUCAAAUGGAAAAUAAAGAUCUUAUUGAUAUUCUCUUACAAGUGAAAGGUGAUAAAGGUCAGAAAUUGGAGGAUGAGGACAUCAUUGAUUUAUUGUUAGGGUUUUUAUUUGCGGCUCAUGAAACCACUGGGCAAGGUAUGAUGUGGUCAACCAUAUAUCUUUCACAGCAUCCAGAUAUCAUGAAAAAAGCCAAGGAAGAGCAGGAAGAAAUUAUAAAGAGAAGACCACCAAUGCAAAAAAAUAUAAGUAUUAAGGAAGUCAAGGAAAUGCACUAUCUCUCAAAGGUAAUUGACGAAAUGCUGCGACUGGCAAAUAUUUCCUUUACACUUUUUCGAGAGGCAACUGCUGACGUGAACAUCAAUGGUUAUAUGAUACCGAAGGGAUGGAGAGUACUAGUUUGGAUAAGAGCUCUUCAUAUGGAUCCUAAAUAUUACCCCAAUGCAGAAGAAUUUAAUCCCUCGAGAUGGGAUGAUUUUGGUUCCAAAGCUGGAACCUUCUACCCUUUUGGAGGGGGGAGUAGGAUGUGUCCUGGAAUGGACCUAGCCAAGCUUGAGAUUUCCAUAUUUCUACAUUAUUUUCUCCUUAAUUAUAAGUGGGAGCGAACAAAUCUAGAAUGUCCCGUUACUUGCUUUCCAGUGCCUAUGCCCACGGACAACUGUCUCGGGAAGGUUAUAAGGGUCACAUGA